Apis mellifera (honey bee) is the source of this 5212-nucleotide messenger RNA. It is a transcript of the gene scny, whose product is annotated as ubiquitin carboxyl-terminal hydrolase 36. Gene Ontology annotation, molecular function: cysteine-type deubiquitinase activity; cysteine-type endopeptidase activity. Lineage: Eukaryota; Metazoa; Arthropoda; Insecta; Hymenoptera; Apidae. The coding region runs from base 237 to 2891 and encodes 884 amino acids. Gene Ontology annotation, cellular component: nucleus; cytosol. The record is from RefSeq and is a predicted model, not a curated record. The transcript has 8 exons. Gene Ontology annotation, biological process: regulation of apoptotic process; protein deubiquitination.
CCCUCAGUUAAACUCAUCCGGUAACCGUUUCGAGGCACGUAAGCGCGUGGAAUUUCGAAUUAAUCGAUAGCAUUGUGUUUGUACGUGGUCAUGAUUGGAAAAUAUCGUUUAUAAUGUGAAAUGUGUUACGAUAUUAUUGGGAAAAAAUAUUUGUAUAAGCUAUAACGUACAUAAUCAUCGGAAGGAGGAGAAUUACAUAAUAAAACUUCUCUAUUAAAAAGUAAAAUAAAAUAAAAAUGCCUGCUGUAAGCAUUUGUGACCCAGUUGCGGCUACACUUCGUCGUACUUUAGACACUAACCAGUCCAAAACAUCAGAUGAGUUGUCAACAAAUUUAGUUACCAGUGCAUCAAGAAUUCUUCAGUCAGAAAUUCAAUAUAAAGAAGUGGAUGAUUAUCAAACUACGAUUUUAGAUCAACUUAAAGCCAAAUACAUUGUAUUAAGUUUACCAAAUUCCGAAAGUUUAGAUGAAAAAAUAAAAGAUGGAGUAAAUUAUACAAAAAAGAAUGAAAGAGGAUGUAAAGGACCCAGUUUGCCAGAACCAACUAUUACCUUAUAUUCUCCAAAGAAAGUUAGCUUAGGAUGGAAGGGUACGUUUCCAGUUGGAGCUGGCAUGUAUAAUGUUGGAAAUACAUGCUAUUUAAAUAGCACUCUCCAAGCUUUGUUUCAUGUACCAGCUCUUGUUAAUUGGUUAUUAUCAGAUUCUCAUCAUACAUCAAAAUGUGAACAAAAUGAUGGAGGUGGAGAAUGCCUUACAUGUGCAGUGGCUAAGACUUUACAAUUUAGUCAUCAGAAAUCAGGAUGUGCCAUUAAGCCAUUCUACAUAUAUAAUAAAUUAAAACUUAUUUGUCGAACCAUGGUACCAGGACAGCAAGAAGAUGCUCAUGAAUUUUUACGUUACUUAUUAGAAGGCAUGGAAAAAGCUUAUUUAGCAAGACACAAAGCUAGUAAACUAGACAGUUAUUCUAAAGAAACAACACCUAUUAAUCAAAUUUUUGGUGGUUAUAUUCGUACUGAAGUGAAAUGUUUACAGUGUCGGCAUGUUUCUACAACUUUUCAACAUUUUCAAGAUUUAUUGGUUGAUAUACGUAAAGCAAGUACUCUGGAUGAAGCAUUAAGUAGUUAUUUUAGUCGUGAACAACUAGAUAACAAUGAUUAUAAAUGUGAAGCUUGCAAAAGAAGAGUUCCUGCUACAAAACAAUUUAGCUUAGAAAGACCUCCUAAAGUACUUUGCGUACAAUUAAAAAGAUUCAGUGUUCUAGGAGGAAAAAUAUCUAAACAUAUAGGUUUCAAGCAAACUAUAGAUAUGGGUCCUUAUCUUUGGAAAGAACCAGGAGAAUCAUCACAAUCACUUACAUAUAAACUUAUGUCAAUAGUUACACAUAUGGGUCCAUCAGUUAAUUGUGGACAUUAUACUGCAGUUGCUAAAGUUUCGACAGGCCAAUAUUAUUCCUUUGAUGAUUCUUGUGUUCGUCCACUUAGUUUGAGUAAUGUACUCAGUACAAAUGCUUAUAUAAUGAUCUUUGAAAUGGAACAACAAACACAAUCUCAAAUUCAAGCACAACAAACUCUUAAAUUAAAUGGUACAAUGACUGUGAAUAACACAUUAUCUUCAUCAGGAAGUUCUAUGAAUAAAAAUAUAGCUCCCAAAGCAUCAACAUCUGGCUUACUCUCAUUAAAUGGAUUAAUUAAUGGUACAUCAGCCAAUAAAGAUACUACGGAAAAUUUGGAAUCAAGCAUGCAGAUAUCGAUAAAUAAUAAUUCAGGACUUCAGUUUACUACUCAAAAAAAUACAAGUUUUAUUGGGCCGCAAUUACCACAAAAAUUACAAGAUAAAUCUCAACCAAGAUUGAUUAUGUUGAUUAAAAAUGGAAAGAUUUUAAAUGGGAAUAGUUUAGUACCUUAUGAUGGAUCUAGCGAAGAAGAAGAUAUUAAUUCUAUUGGAACAUUAAAAAAUCAUACAAAUUCAAAUACUUCAGUAAAAAAAAACAUUUCUGUUAGUACCACUAAUGGUACACAAAAAUGUUCUUUAGUGAAAAGUAGUUCACCUACUGCUAAAAUAGUUCUUAAUUCAAAAGAAGUACAAAAAUGUACAUCUAAGACAAACGGCAGUAAUGCUCAGAAUCAAACAAAUAUAACACAAUGUACAAAAACACAAAAUGGUUCUAGCUGUAGUACCAUUACAAGUACAAUAAAAUAUCAAAAUGGUAAAUCAGAAGCAAAUGGUAAAACAGAAAGUGGUAGUAAUAAUAGCAAAAGUAAGUGGCAUCAAUCAGUUAGAGUAAAAACAGGACAAGACGACAAAGUGAUUACAAAGGCUACAAGCAGCAGUAUAAAAGGUUGGCAAGUUUCAAAAGAUACAUCAUUCUCACCUACAUCAACUGCAGCACCAAAUGGAUGGUCCGUGACUGAUAAAGAAGAUGUUCAUAAAAUUAAUCAGAAUAAUAACACGCCCAGUGCUGCAGCUUUAAGAAACUUUAAUGGGACAAAUCGUUCCGAUACUGUUUCUCAUUUAUUAAAGAUGUCUCAUCGUGGUUAUGGCAGUUCUUCGGUUAUAAAUUGGAACGGCAACAGAACACACUUAGAUAGAGAAGUUGAUAAUGAUAGAAGAGAAGAACGUAAACGACAUUUCAAUGCAGAUGAUGAAGAAAUAGAUCGUGGUCGAGUAAAGAAAGUAAAAGAUCAUCGAACAUAUGAAGAAAGAAGUAAUACAGGAUAUAAUCCUUUCCAAGAAUAUCAAAAUGGCAAAACGUGGAAUCGAUCUCUCGGUGGUUAUUAUCGGAGACAUUAUUAUAAUACUUCCAAUAAUGCACGACCGCGACAUGGUAGAAAUUAUAGGCCUUCAUAUUACAGAUAUCAUAAUCAUUCUCGUGCACAUUGGCAGCGAGGAUAAAAUAAAAAAGAUAAGUUGUUGAAAAAAUUUUCGAAAGCAAUCUGAUGUCGAAAGACUUCGUUAGUUUCAAUUGCUAAAGCAAAUUAUAAUUUUUCAAUACAUUAAAGUUAAAAUACAGAUGUGGCAGUGCUGAUUUAGGUAAUUAAUGUUGAAAGUAACUGUUCAGCAUUUUGCGUAAUGAAUCGCUAAACUGCAUCAUAACAAUCUUGCAUGUUCCUGACAGAGUUUUCAUAUGCUCUAUCAUUGCUUGUAGCUUACAUAUGUCUAUAGACAUUGUACUACAAUAUAUGAGGGAUGAGUAUCAACAGCUCUGCCAAUCUUGUGUUCAGUAUGAACAAAACAAAAUUUGUUACAGAAUUGUACUAUAUGUGCGAUGUUAAUUUAGAAAUAUGUUUAGAAUGUGUAUUAAGAAAACGUAUGUAUGGAUGCAAUGUUUUGAAUAGUAUAUUGUUAAGAGUUUGAUAACUUUUUAGGUAAAUUUUGUAUGUUUUAGUUAUUAUCGUAAAAUUAUGUUCUUAUUAUUCAUAAUUUGUAUUACGUAAUUGUAGGACCAUUUAAUGUUCAUAUAGUAAUACAAAAAUCUUCAAUAAUUAUUUUAUACUAAUUUUAUGUUAUUUGUAUUACAUUGAUACUAUUGUUGAAUUAAAAUUGUAAACGCGAUGUCACAUGUACUCAAUAAGUGUCCAUACAUUUUCAAACAAAAGAAAUAUUAAUUAUCAAAAAAUAAAAUUAUGCAUAAAAAUAAAUUAGUUUUAAAAUUAUGAUACCAAAAUUAAAUGGAAGAUAUAUUUUGAAAAUUUUAUGUUAAAGAACAAAUUUCAUUUAUAAUAUAAUAAUCCGUCCUUAUUUUAAUUAAAAAAGAUACUCCUCCCUCUUUGAGCUGUAACAAAAAGAUUUAAGAUUAAGCAGUCAAUCUUGCUCGAUCAUAAUCAUUGCUUACUGGAAAAAAAUAUAUUCGUAAUUCCAAUGAUUAAACAGUAAGCGAAUGAUUUCUUUUCAAAUAUGGUGAAUGUGCAUAUUUGUGAAUACACAUAUUUCAAUUUUCUUUUUUUAACAUAUUAUAUACAUAUAUAUAUAAAUACAAAUAAUUCCAGAGCGUUUGUGAAACUUGUGAAUAAUCGAAUGAAGAGUGUUUAAUGGUAAUGAAGUAAUAGUAUCAAGUUAUUGAAAUAUUAGUUUAAAAGAAAAAGAAGUUGUAAAUUACAUAAAUAAGUGUAGAAUUUUAAUAUUAUGGACUUUUCAUAGAGCAUUAAAAAUUGCGAAGCCAUAGAUAAUUUGUUAAGCUAAGGAUAAAAAAAAAGCUGGCUUUUUCGCCUGCUCGUUAUAUAUAAUACCUCGUUGUAUUAUUCUACAAAUUAAAUACUAGCCAAAAGAAAAAAGAAACAAACAUACAUUAAAAUCUGGUGAUUAUUGCAGAUUUUAUGAUAUCCAAUGUUUUUCAGAAGAUACAUGAUUUAAAUGUUGGACUAUAUCUUUAUCUUAAUAUUAGUUGCAAUUGAAUAAUCACAUUAGCUUGAUAUUACGGUGAAUAUAAUGUAAUUACCGUAAUAUAGCCUUAAAUUAAGCACGAUGUUAUUGCAUCCGCUAAAAUAUAAUAAUAAUGGUUCCGACAUCAUAUAAAUUCAUGUGUCAUUUGAAGAAUGAAAUUCGAAGUUUGAUGGAAUUAGUAUAUCUUAUAUAAACAUAUGUGAUAUCGCUCUGUAUAUUAAUAAAUGACAGUAAACGCCAGAUUUAAUUUAUGUAUUAAAUACUAUGAAUAAAACCGAAAUUGUCGUUUGUACAUCAUUCGAACUAUCGAUACGAACAGAGUGAAUAGAGAAUAAAUCCAUAGAAACCAAUUCAUUUAUAUUAUAAAGAAAACAAAAAGACUAUCGCAUUUUCGAGCGAAGAAAAUGUAAUCUCUAAACGCAUGUAAUCCAUUUUUAUUUUCAUGUCAUAUUCUUAUAAUUUAUUAUUAAGAGUUAAUUAUAUAUAUAUUCGUUCAUCAAAUUUAUUAUUUUUAAAUGGAGCUUUUGACGAAAAAGGAGGAAUCUUCGUAUAACGAACUCAUAAAAACUCUCGAAAGAAAUGUGAGUAAACAAUUUGACCCUUUCAUGCUCAAAAUGUAUUCCCAUUGAUUAAUUAUCAUCAAUUUUAUUUAAAUUAUUGAUAUAAAAAUAUUGAUUUCUGAGAUAUGUUUUUCAAUUGCUUAGCAUGAAAGAGUUAAAAAAUUAACAACCAUGAUUGAUAGUUAUUAAAAAAUAAAAAAAAAUUUAAAAAAAUGGAAAAGUGCAUUACUUGAAGAAUUAAUUUAAAAAGAUGUAAAUAAAUGAGCAACACAA